This is a messenger RNA of Condylostylus longicornis, 504 nucleotides long. RefSeq names its product 60S ribosomal protein L32 (gene RpL32). The transcript has 3 exons. Gene Ontology annotation, biological process: translation. Gene Ontology annotation, cellular component: cytosolic large ribosomal subunit; ribosome. Bases 60 to 464 code for a protein of 134 amino acids. Gene Ontology annotation, molecular function: structural constituent of ribosome. The record is from RefSeq and is a predicted model, not a curated record. Lineage: Eukaryota; Metazoa; Arthropoda; Insecta; Diptera; Dolichopodidae.
UGAUUUAAUUUUUUCUUUUUAAGUUCUUUUUACUUUGGCGUUUGUAGAAAAGGUAGAAAAUGACUAUUCGACCAGCUUAUAGACCUAAAAUUGUUAAGAAACGUACAAAGCGUUUCAUUCGCCAUCAAUCAGAUAGAUAUGCAAAACUAUCGUCGAAAUGGCGUAAACCAAAGGGUAUUGAUAACAGAGUUCGUAGACGCUUCAAAGGACAAUAUUUAAUGCCAAGUAUUGGUUAUGGAUCAAACAAAAGGACAAGACAUAUGUUACCAACAGGUUUUAAAAAGUUUUUGGUACAUAAUGUUAAAGAAUUAGAAGUUCUUUUAAUGCAAAACCGUGUUUAUUGUGCUGAAAUUGCCCAUGGGGUAUCAUCAAAAAAGCGAAAAGAUAUUGUUGAACGUGCAAAGCAAUUGUCGAUCAGAUUAACAAAUCCACAUGGACGUCUCCGUUCACAAGAAAAUGAAUAAACCAAUGUUUUUGAGCAAAAUAAAACAAUAAAAAAUUUAA